ACACACUAGAAGUUCUCAAUGUUUCAGUCCCAUUCAGACGGGUUGUUUCGAUCCAAUCCGUUGAAGGGGUCCUUGGGCUACAAAUCCCCUCGCACCCUCUGAUUCUUCGUCACACACUCAGACUCGUUCGUCCCGGUCCAGGGCAGCAUAUCAUGAGGCUCGCUCGCUUCCUCAUCUUCUUCCUGGGUGCUGCAUUAGCGCCUCUGCUCCUCUUUUCCUGUGCAGAUGCAUCCGAGGUGGGCGUGAACUAUGGGAGACUGGGGAACGACCUGCUGGACCCUGAGUCGGUGGUGCAGCUACUCAUGGACAACGGCAUCACCAUGGUCAGGAUGUACGACACCAACUCAACGGUUCUCAAUGCCAUGGCCAACACCGGCAUCAAGGUCAUGGUGAUGAUGCCCAACGGCAACAUCGCCGACGCGGCCAGGAGCCGGUCUUACGCGCUCGACUGGGUGCGGCGAAACGUGGCAGCGUACUUACCCGACACAGAAAUCAAUGGUCUGGCCGUGGGGAACGAGGUGUUCGAGCAGGCCAAGAACCUGACAUCGAAGCUUCUCCCGGCCAUGAUCAACGUGCAGGCGGCGCUGGCGAAGCUGGGCCUCGACGACGCCGUGAAGGUGACCACGCCGGUCGCGUUCGACGCGCUCAGGGAGCCGUCGUUCCCGCCGUCCGGGGCCAGGUUCCGGGACGACAUCGCGCAGUCGGUGAUGAAGCCCAUGCUCCAGUUCCUGCAGCAGACCGGCUCCUACCUCACCAUCAACCCCUACCCGUUCCUCGCGCUCGCCAAGGAGCCACAGAAUAUCACCCUCGAAUUCGCGCUGGGGAGCUACGAGCCCGGCGUGCCGGACCCGAACAGCGGCCACGUCUACCACAGCUUACUGGACGCGAUGAGGGACGCCACGUUCUUUGCCAUCGAAAACUUGACGGAACCUCACAUGCAGACGAUGGCCAGUGGCUCGAAUGCAGGUCAGACCGAUACAGUAUGGACGGAGACUGGGUGGCCAUCACGUGGACAAGUCAAUCUGGGGAAGAAACCACCACGCGAUGCCGAGACGAGUUCGAAGGCCGACACAAUCGAAUGCCCGCCGGCGACGGUAGCCAACGCCAAGGCAUACAACAACUACGUCAUCAACAGAGUGCUGUCCGGCGACACGGGCACCCCGCGCUACCCCUACAUCGACAUGGACGUGUACAUCUUCGCCCUCUUCAACGAGAACGAGAAGGGCGACGGGGCAGAUGACGCCGAGCGAUACUUCGGCCUAUUCUACCCCGACGGGACGAAGGUCUACGACUUCGACUUCCAGGGCACGGAUGCAAAAUAAACUGUCCUUUCCGUGCUCUUUUGAAGAACAAGGAGUUUCUGUCCACGACUAAACAAUUGCGACGUCGGAAAAUGAAACUCACACGAAUGUAGUCGUUUACAUCAACGGUGGAUACCGCUGUUAAGCUCUUUUUUUUCGAAAGCAGGCCGCUGUUAAGCUCGAACUGCAUGUCAGAUGGAACUGUGUUAUCUCAUGAAACUUUUCUAAUGAAAUGUUUACGUUGGAACA
This is a messenger RNA of Setaria italica (foxtail millet), 1550 nucleotides long. RefSeq names its product glucan endo-1,3-beta-glucosidase 13. The transcript has 3 exons. Gene Ontology annotation, biological process: carbohydrate metabolic process. Gene Ontology annotation, cellular component: plasma membrane. The coding region runs from base 153 to 1322 and encodes 389 amino acids. Lineage: Eukaryota; Viridiplantae; Streptophyta; Magnoliopsida; Poales; Poaceae. The record is from RefSeq and is a predicted model, not a curated record. Gene Ontology annotation, molecular function: hydrolase activity, hydrolyzing O-glycosyl compounds.